ACAAUAUGUACAUUAUAUUUAUUCAAUUCGGUCUGAGCAAAACUGAUACAUGUAACGGUAGAAACACAGUCCAUAACAGUUUGUCAUCAGCCGAUCAUCAUAUCACCAGCGUAUAGUGUAUACAUACUAUCAUUAUAGUUCUCGUGACAACAAAGAUAUACUUCGUAUAUAACAAUAAUAAUAAUAAGAUGGAAAACAUCGAUGAUCGUUUCUUUGAUGAAGACUACUCAUCAGAGUUGGGAGCUCGUAGUAAUGAAGCUUCUCUACCUCUAGAUGAUGAUGACAUCUUUUCAAUCCUUGAAGCUUUGGAUUCCAACUCUUCUGCUCCUCCUCGUCCUCCUCCUUCGGCUUCGGCUUAUUCCGACUUCGUCAACCUCCUCCCCCCCGCUUCAAAUGACACGAAAGCCGCUUUUUUCGAAACGACAAGCCCCCGAGGGACGGAGGGCUUGUCGUCGCCGAGGAAUUGCAAGCGGCGCAAAACCGCCCUUUUUGAGGAUAAUCAGCAGCAACCUCGGGCGUCUCACGUAAAUGUAGAGAGGAACCGCAGGAAGCAGAUGAAUGAGCAUCUCUCUGUCCUCCGCUCUUUGAUGCCUUCUGUUUAUGUCAAAAGGGGAGAUCAAGCUUCAAUAAUAGGAGGUGUUGUGGACUACAUAACGGAGUUGCAACAAAUUGUUGAAUCGCUAGAAUCGAAGAAACAAAGAAGGGCUUUUAGUGACAAUUUACUUCCAAGUCCACGAACACUAAAGCCUGCUACUUCAAUAUUGAGCCCAAGAGGGAUGGGCUAUCCCAUUAGCCCAAGAGGGAUGGGCUAUCCCAUUAGCCCAAGAGGGAUGGGCUAUCCUGUUAGCCCAACAACGCCGCAAAGGCCACAACGACCCGGCCUGUCAACGCCCAAUAGGAAUUCUCCCGGUGCCUAUUAUUUACCCACAUCCUCACCGUCGUCUGCUACCCUCGUAUCGCCCCAACUUCAGCCGGCGACGGCGACGGCGCCACCGCCUUCCAACGAGCUUGCCGUGAAUUCCGGGUCGGAAAGAGCACAGGUGGAGGUGAAGUUCUCCGGGGCUAACGUGGUGUUGAAGACAGUGUCUUCCCAUAUUCGUGGUCAAGCCCUCAAGAUCAUAUCUCUAUUAGAGAAUCUUUCCUUGGAAAUCCUCCAUGUCAGCAUCACCGCCAUUAACGACCACACCAUGCUUAACUCCUUCACGAUUAAGAUAGGGAUCGAAUGCCAACUGAGUGCGGAAGAGCUGGCUCAACAAGUUCAACAAUCAUUCAGCUAAUUAAUUCAUAUACUUUUGCAUAUGUCAAUAGGACAACGAUUUCACCGAUUCUUCACUAUAAAAUCGAUCAUUAGCCAGUUUGUAUGCUGAUUAAUUAAUAUAAGCAUAAAGUUAAUUACUUUGUAACGUUUUUAUUUAUUGUAUUCUCCUGAGAUCAGGCAUAUUGAUUAGUUUUUCUUUAACAAAUUGUUAGUUGAUAAUCUGAGUGAUUAAGUAUUGGC
This is a messenger RNA of Cuscuta europaea, 1498 nucleotides long. The record is from the annotation of a GenBank genome assembly. NCBI's taxonomy places the organism in Eukaryota, Viridiplantae, Streptophyta, Magnoliopsida, Solanales, Convolvulaceae.